This is a messenger RNA of Pelobates fuscus (common spadefoot toad), 620 nucleotides long. RefSeq names its product defender against cell death 1 (gene DAD1). Gene Ontology annotation, cellular component: membrane; oligosaccharyltransferase complex. The record is from RefSeq and is a predicted model, not a curated record. Gene Ontology annotation, biological process: protein N-linked glycosylation. Bases 66 to 407 code for a protein of 113 amino acids. The transcript is spliced from 3 exons. Lineage: Eukaryota; Metazoa; Chordata; Amphibia; Anura; Pelobatidae.
GAUCCAGGGAGCACUUCCGGUUCGUCACUUCCGGUCCGCACAGCAGGCUCCCGGUCCCUUCAGUCAUGUCGGUGUCUGUGCUGUCCGUCGUGUCCCGCUUCCUGGAGGAGUAUGUGAGCUCCACUUCUCAGCGGCUUAAGCUGCUGGACGCCUACCUGCUGUACAUCCUGCUCACCGGGGCAAUGCAGUUCCUGUACUGCCUGCUAGUGGGGACAUUUCCUUUCAAUUCAUUCCUGUCCGGGUUCACCUCCUGCGUGGGCUCCUUCAUUCUGGGCGUGUGCUUAAGGAUACAGAUCAAUCCUCAAAAUAAAGGAGAUUUCCAGGGGAUCUCUCCAGAAAGAGCCUUUGCAGAUUUUCUCUUCGCCAACACUAUUUUACACCUGGUUGUUGUUAACUUUGUUGGCUGAUCUAUUAUCAUUUGUAUAGCAUGAGUUUACUGACAUUCGUGCUCCUCGUUUGGGGACCAUUUCCAAGCUGGAUAUCACCACAUGAGAUUUGUUCUGCCUUUCCUGUUUUUGACUUUAUAUUUAAGUGUCAGGCUCACCAACAACAGUUUUCACAACAAACAUGCUCUGUUUUUAGGGAAAGGUGAAACUGCCAAUAAAGAUGUGACUUUCGUA